This is a messenger RNA of Fusarium mangiferae, 1995 nucleotides long. RefSeq lists its product as uncharacterized. NCBI's taxonomy places the organism in Eukaryota, Fungi, Ascomycota, Sordariomycetes, Hypocreales, Nectriaceae. Gene Ontology annotation, biological process: transcription by RNA polymerase I. The coding region runs from base 1 to 1995 and encodes 664 amino acids. The transcript has 2 exons. The record is from RefSeq and is a predicted model, not a curated record.
AUGGCGCCUAAGGAACCCUACAAAGUUCACUCCCUCAAUAAGCACAUAGAGAACACAAAGAAGGGCCUAUCGGCUGAAGCGCAGUUCAACCGCCGCCCUGGCAACCGUGCUGCAACUAUCAAGAAAGAGUCGAGCGACCCAAACAACAUUUUUGCCAACAACAAUGGGGAUGACGAUGAUGAGUCUGGAAGCGGAAGCGAUAGCGAUAGUAGCAGCGAUGGCCAGGCCGAUUUUAUCUCCAAACUCACCAGUACCACCAAACCUACUUCUGCCACUCCACGCCGUCGUAGCAAAGAUGAUGAAAUCGCCGAUAGCGAUGCCGAGCGCAACGCGUCCAAAAAGAGCACUAUUGUGAAAAAGCCUACUCCUGCCAAGUCUAAGCCUCAAUCCUCUAGCGAUUCAAGCAGCGAAGACGAGUCUGACGACGAAAAGACCAAAGCAAAGACUAACGGCACAACUGCUGCAAAGGCGUCUGAGAGCACCUCGAGCUCUUCGGAGUCAGAGAGCGACAGUGAUAGCGAUGAGGAAGAUGACAAGGCACCCAAACCAUCCACCAAAAAGCAACAGCCUUCUGCCUCCACUAGCGACUCAUCCAGCGAGGACGAAAGCGAGGAUAAAGCCGAUGCCAAGGCUAAGCCUCCUCUGAACGGCAAAGCUGCUACUACGUCAGACAGCUCAAGCGAGGACAGCGAGGAUGAGAGCGAGGAUGAAAAUCAGGGUGUGAAACUUGCUGCGAAACCCCCCGCUAAGCCUGCCGCUCCCGAGCCAGACAGUUCUUCAAGCGAGGAGGAGGAUUCUGAUGAUGAGAUGGUCGAUGAAUCCAUGCACAUUGAGGAUCGCGAGGGACAGCUCGCCCUACCCAACUUCAUCGCUCCCGACUUUGUCCUUCGCAAAGGCGAUGAUGGUACAAACGGCCGCGAUGUUGCUGAGAUCUGCAACAAGGCGAACCUAGAGGGCAAGCAAUUUUGGUACUUCACAGUUCCUUCCAAUGUGCCCAUCUCAGUUGUUCAGAAUCUUGAGAUCCCCAUGAACCAGUCUCAGUCUACCGAUAAGCUGUUUUCUCACAAUGGCGAGGACUAUGGUGUCUCCUUCGAGAGUAUUGCCCCCAAGGGAAAUAUCCAAAUCAUGAUUCCCUCUGAUCGCCCUCAAUACCAGCCCGUCACCAAGCAGAUCGACCAAGUCAUGCAGGUCAAGAAGAUCACACAACUUGGCUCUACUAAGUCUGUCGCUCCUGUUCCCAAGCCAGCCCCUCGUGCUCAACCCGCUGGUCUGAAGGCUCGAUAUCAACCCAUCGGAGUCAACGAACCCAUGGGAAGCAUCGGGGAUGAUGAGGACGUCGAGAUGGGCGAUGCUCCCGUUCUGUCGACCAAAGCUGCCAAGAAGGAAAAGAAGCGCAAGUCAAAAGAGACUUCUGACAAGAAGCAGAAGAAGGGACAGAGCAUCCCCGAGCCCCCCAGCUCUCAAACAAACGAAGCACCAACUUCUGAUACGCGCAAGAACAAGCGAAAGCUAGCAGCCUCUGAAGAUGAUGCCGUCGCCGUAGCCGAGCAACUUCAAGAGGAGGCUAAGCUUGCAGCGAGCAAGUCCAAGAAGCAAAAGACAGCCCGAGAUGGAAGUCCCGACCUUGGCUCUGAGCCAACGUCUGCAAUCGCAAAAAAGUACACCCCUGUCUUGCCUCCCGCAAUCCCCGCAGUAGGAACCCCUACUUCCAAGUCUGCUUCUACGGCUGUUGCAAGCAGCAAGAAGCAGAAGAAGGUCAAGGAGGCUUCUGUGCCCGCUCCCCGACAGAGCGUGGUACCCAUACCCUCUAUCCCCCACUCCUCUCCUCCCAGGUCCUCUCCUGCGCGCGCUCCUGCAUCACUGCCUCCUGCCUCACCUAGCCAGAGUAAGGAGAAACGAGCCAGAAAGCGCAAGGAUAAAGAUGGCAAGAAGACACCCUCGGGCAAGAAGGAGACCCCUGUAGUCCCCCCUGUGCCUCUAUCUUCCUCGGAAUAG